AUGAAGCGCAAAAAGGAAGCACCUAACAGCAGUUCAGAGUUCGGAGAAAGUUCGGUGAAAAGACGCAGAGUGUCACAACAUUCGGCUUUGACACCAUCAAGGCUAUUAUCAGCUGACAAGUGUCUCUUUUGCGACAAAGGCCGGAUAAGGAAGUCAGGAAAAGAGGAGCACCUAGUCAAAUUUGUUACUAAAACAGCCGAAGAAUCAAUAAAGAGGGCCGCAGUGACAAAACAAGAUGAAUUCAUUUUACUCAAGAUUAAGGGUAUUGACCUAGUUGCCAAAGAAGCACACUAUCAUGCUUCAUGCCGGAAAAGCUACACUCGUUCAGAAGAAAGGCAUGAUGUACCUAAAAAGGAAGUACUAGGGGGCCAGACAGAUGUAGAGGCUGCUCACAAGGCUGCAUUUGAGAAUUUAUGUGAACAUGUAAACGCAUCAAUCAUCUCGGGAGGGAACGUGGAGAGAAUGUCGAUGCUUCGAGAACGGUAUCUUAUCUCCAUUUUGAAUAAUAACCCUGACUGCUAUAAUCCCGAUUACAAAACUGAUAAACUUAAAUCAAAAUUAGUGAAGCGAUUUGGAAGCUCAAUUCAGUUCUGGCAACCAAAUUACAAAAGUGAGCUGGUGUAUGCAUCAGAGAUCACCAAAGGCGAAGCGAUUGAAGUUGCGUUUGAGGCAGCAGCCUCUGAAACUAAGAGACUUCAAGGGGCGGCAUCUAUUUUACGAAGGGCCAUUCAGGUUGCGUACGCUGAGGCUGAGGAAAUGCCAUGGCCCCCAUCAGCAGACUUCCUCGUAAGUGAUAAUGUACGGUGA
Molecule: messenger RNA, 807 nt
Organism: Porites evermanni
Lineage: Eukaryota; Metazoa; Cnidaria; Anthozoa; Scleractinia; Poritidae
Source: the annotation of a GenBank genome assembly